AUGUUGUCGGCUUAUGGUGUCGGUGCGACAUUGAGGCCGGAUUCUGGGGGCACCAAGGAUGAAGGCUACACAAAUGCUGUGGCUUUGUUUACGGCUAGCGAGACACCAGCUGAGCCGCGCAUUUGUCUGAGAGAAGACGUCAUCAGUUCAGAGACGCCUCUAGCAUCUGUCACCUACUGCAAGGCCCCUCGUCAAGAGUGGGCUCUGGCAGUGUACCCAGAGAAGCCUACAAAGGCCCUCUUCAUCAAGGCCCAAAACACAAACACCAUGGAGGGGAACUGGGAAAUCGAGUCCCAUUGA
Molecule: messenger RNA, 300 nt
Organism: Verticillium nonalfalfae
Lineage: Eukaryota; Fungi; Ascomycota; Sordariomycetes; Glomerellales; Plectosphaerellaceae
Exons: 1
Coding region: 1-300 (99 amino acids)
Source: RefSeq, a predicted model, not a curated record